CCCUAGAAUAGAAUAUAAGGACUGGUGGAAUUCUCAGCGUCACCAUGGAAAGGCCUAACUACAGGAUGUUUGUACAUUAUAUACGUUGAUUCCCAAGAUGGAAGUCUGCGCAGCUCCAGCAGUAGUCGAGGGCUAAUAACCCGCACCAUGGAUAACUUACUGGACUUUGCCUGAAAGGACUCAGUAGUGCCACUGGAUAUUUGACCAUCCUGGCCGCGGGGUUUUUUCAGAAUGAAUGGAAGGUCAUGCAGCAUGAGUCUCCACCGGACAUCAGGAAGCCCACAGGGGCCUGGGAUGGUCAGUGGCCAGUACAUCCCUCCCAUCCGAGCCCACUCUGGGACUCCUGGCCCCUUGGCCUGUGGCAACAUGUUGAGCUCUGCUAUCGGAAGCCUUACUAACAGCGUCCGUCUCAAGAUGGCGUCGGGAGGAGGGCUGGCUCCGCAGGGCAGCGUCACCGAGAGCCCCCUCCAUCUGCCCGCCUUGAGCCCCCGGAGACAAGUGCUCACCAACGGGAAGCCACGAUUCCAGGUCACCCAGGCUGGAGGCAUGUCAGGGCCACACACUUUAAAGCCAAAGCAGCAGGAGUUUGGAAGUCCCUUUCCUCCAAAUCCUGGGAAAGGGGCUCUUGGCUUUGGGCCUCAGUGCAAGUCCAUUGGAAAAGGCAGCUGCAACAAUCUAGUGGUCACCAGCAGUGCCAUGAUGGUUCAGCGACUGGGACCCAGUUCACCUCCAGCAAGCCAGGUCUCUACAGCACGCAACCACAUCAGUCCUAGCUUACAGAGGGCAAUGAAUGCUGCCAACCUGAAUAUACCUCCUUCUGAUACCAGGUCCCUUAUUUCUCGUGAGUCUUUGGCGUCCACGACUUUGAGUCUGACGGAAGGCCAGCCAGCCUUGAGCGUGAAGCAAGAGUGGCCUCCGGGCUACGGGGCGGGCCCGUCGCUGCCCUCCAGCCACGGCCCCCAGAACGGCAUCGAGCUCGGGGACCUGCUUGGCCUUCCCCCGGGGACAGCCAUGUCCGGCAACAGUGUGUCGAGCUCGUUGCCGUCCUACCUUUUCGGCGUGGACAGCGGCCCCUCUCCCCACCCGAGCCCCCGCCCCUCGUCCGCCAGGGCGCACUCGGCCCGCUCCAAGAAGAGGGCGCUGUCCCUGUCCCCGCUGUCCGACGGCAUCGGCAUAGACUUCAACACCAUCAUCCGCACCUCGCCCACGUCGCUGGUCGCCUACAUCAACGGCUCCAGGGCUUCCCCGGCCAACACGUCGCCGCAGCCCGAGGUCUACGGGCACUUCCUCGGCGUGCGCGGCAGCUGCAUCCCCCCGCCGGGCCAGAAGGGCGUGCGCGCGGUGGGCUGCGGCCGCGGCGACCCGGCGCCCCCCGCCUACGGCGACGACGGCGCGCUCGAGUGCGAGCGCAUGCAGCGGCUGGAGCACGGCGCGCCGCCGCCCGGCCUCGCCAGCGCCGCGGUCGUGCCGCGCGGCCUGCCCGAGCCUGCCGGCCUGCUCAAGACCGAGCGCCUGGAUGACUUCCCGGGGGGCGCCCUGGACCUGCCCCCGCUGCCGCCCGCGCCCCAGGGCCCCCCGCCGCCCUACCACGCCCACCCGCACCUGCACCCCCAGGACCUGGGCGCCCGCGCCCCGCCGCUGGCCCUGCCGCAGGCCGCGCUGGACGACGACGGGGAGCUGGACGACGCCGGGGCCAAACACGGCUGUCGCUGGAUCGACUGCAGCGCCCUGUACGAGCAGCAGGAGGAGCUGGUGCGUCACAUCGAGAAGGUCCACAUUGACCAGCGCAAAGGGGAAGACUUCACGUGCUUCUGGGCGGGCUGUCCUCGCAGGUACAAGCCGUUCAACGCCCGGUACAAACUGCUCAUCCACAUGCGAGUCCACUCCGGGGAGAAGCCCAACAAGUGCACGUUUGAAGGUUGCAAGAAGGCCUUUUCAAGGCUUGAGAAUCUCAAGAUUCACUUGCGGAGCCACACAGGCGAGAAGCCCUAUCUGUGCCAGCACCCCGGCUGUCAGAAGGCGUUCAGUAACUCCAGCGACCGAGCCAAGCACCAGAGGACACACGUGGACACUAAACCUUAUGCUUGUCAAAUUCCAGGAUGCACCAAACGCUACACAGACCCAAGUUCCCUAAGAAAGCAUGUGAAGGCACAUUCUUCCAAAGAUCAACAAGCGAGAAAAAAGCUGCGGUCCAGCACAGAGCUACAUCCCGACCUGCUCACGGACUGCCUCACGGUGCAGCCCCUGCCCUCGGCCACUUCCCCGCGAGACGCCACAGCUGAUGGCGUGGUAGGAUGCUCCCCCGGGCCCGGACCUGACCUCUAUCCAGCCUCCAUCUUCUCCAGCAAUCACUCGAGCCGAAGCGCAGCCACCGCCGGGGCCGUGCCAGCCCCGCAUGCUGUCGCUCACCCUUCACCGGGACACAGCACGCAGGGGAGCCCCCACAACCCUGCCCCCCAGUUACCCCCACUCACGGCCGUGGAUGCGGGCGCCGACAGGUUUGUGUCUUCUGCCCCGUCGCCUCACAUCAGCCCCCGGAGGGUUCCAGCUGCUUCUUCAGUCCUGCAGAGAACGCAGGCCCCCCACACCCAGCCGCCACCGGGCACGUCACACCUGAAGGCUUACCAGCCAGAAACAAACUCGUCGUUUCAACCAAAUGGAAUCCAUGUCCACGGAUUUUAUGGGCAGCUCCAGACUUUCUGUCCCCCACAAUACCCGGACUCCCAGAGAGCCACACUACCCAACAGCUCGUGCGGCAUGGCGCCUUCCUUCGAGGACUGCCUGGCCCCCUCGCCCAUGGGGCAGGCUGGCUUUGACGUGUUCCACAGGGCCUUCUCGGCCCACUCGGGCAUUGCAGUGUAUGAUUUGCCGUCAGGCUCCUCCAGCCUCUUCGGGGAGUCUCUGCGCGGCGGGCCUGAAGACGCCACAUUCUUGCAGUUCAGCGCUGUGGACCGCUGUCCUAGCCAGCUCUCCUCUGUCUAUACCGAAAGCUAAAAGCUCGCUUGGCCUCCACUACCACUGGCCUCCGGAACCUUUGUGUUGCUCGCCACCUUGUACUUUCACACCCUCACUGACUGCAUGGAAAGGACUUCAGCCACGUCCGCGGGCCCUGCAAAGUCACAGGCAGGACCGGUCAGGGCCGGCCUUUCCGGGGCCUUGUGCGGUUGCUGCUCUUUCUCUCUGGCUUUGCUGGUGAGCUGCUGGACGGUCUCUUCAAAGGGAAUUUAGAGUCACUCUACUGGACACCUGUUCCUUCCAGCUGUCAGCCCUCAAAGGACACCGUUGAAAUGACGCACACGUGGAAUUGUAGUUUGGGGAUCACCCGGCACCAAACUCCAAGGAGGGAAGGAAAACCCAGGUUGCCCGAAGCACCGAGAACUGCCUCUCCCCGUGCGCGUCCUCCCUGCUGGCCCUGAGGACCAGACGAGGGAAUUCUGCACCCAAAGCUCCGCUCGGGCUCAGCUCUCAGAGGAGCCCUUCCCCGGCACCCCAGCGAGCUGGCUGCGUCUCCGCUCUUCCUCCCCCUGCGCUAACCGAUCGCUUUUCAGUAUUUCUCCCAGAAGCAAGAUGAAGUUCUAUAAGCACAGUCCCUUGAAAGGCACUACAACCUGUUUUAUAUUCCAGCAACUUAUCUUAGUUCUUUUAUGCUAAAGACUUGUUAUUUACACCUACUUUUAAAGGAAAAGAAAUAUUUAGAGGUCUCUUCUUUGGAUGGAAAAAAUUAUCUUAAUCAGCCCAGCUACAUCCAUUUUUGCCCCAGCCGGUGCUCCAC
This is a messenger RNA of Hyaena hyaena (striped hyena), 3772 nucleotides long. RefSeq names its product GLIS family zinc finger 3 (gene GLIS3). Gene Ontology annotation, biological process: regulation of transcription by RNA polymerase II. The record is from RefSeq and is a predicted model, not a curated record. Gene Ontology annotation, cellular component: nucleus. NCBI's taxonomy places the organism in Eukaryota, Metazoa, Chordata, Mammalia, Carnivora, Hyaenidae. The transcript has 11 exons. Bases 232 to 2994 code for a protein of 920 amino acids. Gene Ontology annotation, molecular function: DNA-binding transcription factor activity, RNA polymerase II-specific; RNA polymerase II cis-regulatory region sequence-specific DNA binding.